Messenger RNA from Haliotis rubra (blacklip abalone), 1181 nucleotides. Its product is annotated as slit homolog 2 protein-like. The record is from RefSeq and is a predicted model, not a curated record. The transcript has 3 exons. Bases 99 to 554 code for a protein of 151 amino acids. Gene Ontology annotation, cellular component: extracellular matrix. NCBI's taxonomy places the organism in Eukaryota, Metazoa, Mollusca, Gastropoda, Lepetellida, Haliotidae. Gene Ontology annotation, molecular function: protein binding.
CUCAGCUGUGUUAAAGUUGUCGGGGAUAGGGUCGGAGACGCCACACCUGUGAGGAGAACGGAGGCUGAUGGUCGCACUCUGGAUACUCCGGACGUUUUAUGUACAUAACUAAUGAUGCUGUUGGUGAGGAAGAUAUAGACCUUGAAACAACAGACACAAUGUUGAGGACUCUCCUUGUUUUGCUGACAUUCACAUUGUGCCAAGGAAAUGUACAGAUUUGUGCCUUGCAUUUUGACAUGCAAUAUGGAGGUUUGUUUGCUGACUGUACUGGAAGAAAACUUCAACAUGUUCCAGACUACCUUCCGGAAAAUAUAACAGCUCUGGAUAUGAGUGAAAAUGAUCUGAAAAUUCUCACAAAUAACACAUUUUACAAGUUUAGGAAGCUCAUCUACCUUAAUAUCAACAGGAACCCGCUGUCAGAGUUGGAACCAGAGGCAUUCAGGGGCCUGUUUAGUCUCAACAAACUUCUCCUUUCUCGGAACAAAUUGCGAUCAGACAGAGUGUCUUUCCCUGAGGAAGUCUUCCGUGACCUUCCUGCAGAAAAUAGACGGUGACUUUCCAAGGACUCAAAGUUAUGAAACAUUAGGUAAAAACAAAACAGUAACAGUCACAUUGCCUCCUAAGAUUAGAUAUUUGGGUGUAACUUCCGUAUCAGGAUCUUCAAACUUCAUCCAAGAAAUUGUAUUUCAAAACACACACAACCUGGAAACUGUUCUCCUGGCUUCUAACUUGGUUCAUGGUUUAAUGCACAUUGGGGGUUUAGAAAAUGUUGGCAAUGUUGAGUUAUCAGGCAACAAGUUUGAUAAUGUGUUUGAUUUCCACUCAUUUGAAAACGCAACACAUUUGUCAUUACGAAAUUGCAAGUUACAAUUUGCCCAUAAAUCCUUUAGUGAACAUAGUGUAUUCAGUCCUCUGAAAUCAAUACAAUACUUUGAUGUUUCAAUGAAUGAACUGACUGAUAUAUCACUUCGUCCAAUUUCUAAUACAAUCAUUCAUCUAAAUUUAUCUCACAAUGAGUUUGACACCAUUCCUAUUGAAACCAUUAAAUAUAGACGGCUUAUCCUUAUCGACAUGUCCUUUAACCUGAUUGGACAGUUGGAUAAAGGCACAAGAUCAAAACUGGAUUUGUCAUUUGAAAAGAACAACCUCAAACUUAUUUUCAAUGGGAACACCUUUUCGUG